This is a messenger RNA of Lepidothrix coronata (blue-crowned manakin), 1797 nucleotides long. It is a transcript of the gene FBLIM1, whose product is annotated as filamin binding LIM protein 1. Gene Ontology annotation, biological process: cell-cell adhesion. Lineage: Eukaryota; Metazoa; Chordata; Aves; Passeriformes; Pipridae. Gene Ontology annotation, cellular component: focal adhesion; stress fiber. The transcript is spliced from 9 exons. The record is from RefSeq and is a predicted model, not a curated record. Gene Ontology annotation, molecular function: filamin binding. The coding region runs from base 294 to 1352 and encodes 352 amino acids.
CCCGCGGAGCGCACGGAGGGACCCGCACCGGCUCCCCAGCUCGGCUGGGGAGGAGGAAAAGCGGCAGCUCUGGAGGGUGAGGAUUUGGGCGAGGGCCGGCAGCGCCGGAGCCCGGCCGGGGUUUCGCCGGUGGGGAGGGAGGGGAGGAGAAAGAGAAGCGCUCGGGGUUCUUUUUCCUCUUUAAUCCCUUCCCUGCUUGAGUCAGAGGCUGAAGUCACCGGCGGGAACAUCCCGAAGCUGUUCCCCCACCUCGAGGGGAACUGGCUGCCCCCUGAGAGGAUGUGCUGACCCUCAUGAGCGGGAUUCUGGGGGAGCGGAGCCGCAUGAGAGCGGGCAACUCAUCACACAGGUCCAGCCUUUCCGCGGCUCCAAGGAUGCUGCCAGGGAAGACAGAGAAGAGGAUGGCUUCAUCCAUCUUCAUCACUCUGGUACCACCACGGAGGGACGUGGCCACCAAGGAGAAAACCCACCAGGAGCCACAGCCAGAGUGCGCCGAGGUCCCCGGCACCAAUCGCCCCCGGAUCCCACCGUCACCCCCCACGCUGCUCAAUGGAGAAACCCACCCAACUGUGCCUGUGUCUUCAUUCCCGCCGGUCCUCAUCCUCUCUGAAGCCCCCCAGCCCUUGUCCGCGGAGUCGCUGUGUCCGGCACUGCAGCAACUGGACCUUGCGGCACCCGCCACCCUCCAGCCACCCAAACUUUGCCAGGAGCAAGUGGACAAGCCGCAGCGGCAGGAUGCGAACGGGUACCCAGAGCGGGACGGCUCCAGAGACAUCUGUGCCUUCUGCCACAAAGCACUGGGGCCGCAGGAGCCGACGGUGGAGGCGAUGCGGAAGCAGUACCACCCCGGCUGCUUCACCUGCCGCACGUGCCAGCGGCUCCUGGCCGGGCAGCGCUACUUCCAGAGGGAUGGGCAGCCCAUGUGUGACACCUGCUACCAGGCCACGCUGGAGAAAUGUGCCAAGUGCCAGGGGCUGAUCACAGAGCGCAUCGUCCGUGCCCUGGGCAAGGGUUUCCACCCUGGCUGCUUCUCCUGCGCCGGCUGCGGCCGCGCCAUCGGCGCCGAGAGCUUUGCCGUGGACGAGCAGGGCGACGUGUACUGUGUGCCCGACUUCUACAGGAAAUAUGCUGCGGUUUGCAGUGCCUGCCAGCGCCCCAUCGUCCCCUCUGAGGACAAGGACACCUACAAGAUCGAGUGCCUGGGACGCAGCUUCCACGAGAGCUGCUACCGCUGCGAGAGCUGUGGGACGCCACUGUCCCCAGAGCUGACGGAGGACGGGUGCUACCCCCUGGACAGCCACCUCCUCUGCAAGUCCUGCCACGUCCGCUGGCGGAACGAGUCGUCCUGCUGAGACCCCGCGCCUCAUCCAUCUCUGUCUUCCAGUGCCAGCCACCAGAAAGGGGGUGUUUUGAGGGUGACCCUAGGUGUCUGCUGCACCUCAAAAUUCCUGCAGAACUGGUGUUUUCAUCUCCAAAAUGUACCUGGGACCCCGACACCCAGGGCUGGCCAGGGGAGCAGCGUGGAUGUGUCCCGACACAGCUCUGCGCUCACCAUGAACAUGAAAUACCCUCACAGAGCAGCAAUGGCAGAGCAGAAGUUUUAUUCUUUAUUUCUUUUUUAAAACUCCUUCUUCAAGGCCAGUUUGGUUUUCUUGGGUGUUUUUUCUUCCUUCUUGAGCUUCUUUGGGGUUUCACUGAAAUAUUUCUCUCUGUAGAGAGUGGGCACUGAUUUAGUUACUCGCAGUUAAAUAAAACCCCGAGUCUAAAAACUCUCAUUCCUUUCAUCCGCCCUGCAUU